Molecule: messenger RNA, 1422 nt
Organism: Dunckerocampus dactyliophorus (ringed pipefish)
Lineage: Eukaryota; Metazoa; Chordata; Actinopteri; Syngnathiformes; Syngnathidae
Exons: 9
Coding region: 366-1052 (228 amino acids)
Molecular function (GO): GTP binding; GTPase activity
Source: RefSeq, a predicted model, not a curated record
AUUUACAGCCAUGGGGCCAAAGAAAGUUGUAAUUGCCGACAAUUUGCUAAAGAAGGUGAGAAAGACUUGAGUUCAAGAAAAAAGUAGGAAGAUGGCUUCUCCCUCCUCACCAACAAAUCUUCAAUAAAGUGUGAGCAAUGUGUGAUUUAAGCGCCAAAAGAAGUGGUUGAAAGUAUUGGGAAGCUGGGUGUCUGGAAUUGUGUCCUCCACCCUACUGGCUCUUGUUCUUUCUUCAGUCAAGAGUGAGCGCGUGUGAGCGAGCGAGCACCAGCAUAGGAAGCAGAGACUUUUCCCCCCCCCACCCCCCCCUUAGCCGUAUUUGGUAUUUGAUUUCAUUUUCUAGGAGGCUUGACGCAAGGACAGAGAUGGUUCCAGUUAAGCUCCUCGUACUGGGGAGUCCAAACACAGGAAAAACAGCCUUGUGCGUCCGCUUCAUGACCAAGCGCUUCAUUGGCGAAUAUGACAACAAGAAGGAGACGACCUACAGAUGCUGCCGACUUGUGGACCAGGAAGCUGUGGACUUGGAGAUCUUGGAUACAGCUUGUAAGGUAACAUUCGGCGUCGCGCUACUCCCCCGUGAGCCCACAAACCUCGUUGCGAGCGGCUUGGUGACGCGUCGGUGGGGUUGUGCGCGACAGGAGAGCUGUGCGUCUUCGCUGGAGGCCUACAUCCGCUGGGCUGAUGGCUUCCUGCUGCUCUACACCAUCACGCACCGCCACAGCUUCCUGGAGGUCCAGCAUCUCAAGAGACUCAUUGACCAAACCAAACAGAGUCUGGUCGUCCCUACAGUUAUUGUAGCCAAUAAAGCAGACUUGGAAAGUGGCAGGGAGGUGACAACAGAGGAAGGACAGAGACUGGCCAAUGAUUUAAGGAGUGGUUUCAGGGAACUGUCAGUGGCCGACACUGUGUUAGCUGUAGAAGCAGCCGUGUUUCAGCUCAUCAGGCGGGUGUUGGAUCAGCAGCGGCCUCUGCCCGACCGCCGUUCCUACAUGCUGACCAUGCGUCACGCUCUAACCAAGAAGCUGACCCGCUCUAAAACCAUGCAGUGGUGACCUCAACACACUCAUCACCGUGUUGAUGAGCGUUGUGCAGUGUGCACUUGGCGAUAUUAAAACAUGAAAACCACUGAUUUUGCUGGAUUCCUUAUUUAUAAACGGAAUAUUUUCAUAGUAAGAGCAUAGAAAACCUGUUUAUGACUUUCUAAAUAUGGUUUUAGCAUUAUUAGAGCCCUCUAGACAUGAAAUAACACCCCUAUAGUCGCCUUUACACUAGUAUUACCUCAUAUGGUAGACAUAAUAAGAUAAAAUAAGACAUUUAAGACAUAAAUAAGGCAUGUGCUUGUGUGUUCCGGUGCAAGGGGAGCUGACUGAGGGGCGGACAGGAAGUGAGUUUUUAGCUUGCUAGUAUUGGGGAUCAUCAUAC